Messenger RNA from Brassica napus (rape), 4229 nucleotides. Its product is annotated as kinesin-like protein KIN-5B. Bases 3606 to 4067 code for a protein of 153 amino acids. NCBI's taxonomy places the organism in Eukaryota, Viridiplantae, Streptophyta, Magnoliopsida, Brassicales, Brassicaceae. The transcript has 4 exons. The record is from RefSeq and is a predicted model, not a curated record.
UAUUCUUAUAUAAGUAAAUAGGGAUAUUUAAUUUUCAGUAAUGCUAUUUUCCAAAAACAGUAAUUGAGAUUCCAAGUUCUUGACGUUCAUUUGAUUGAAAAUGAAUAUCUAAUCUAACCACUACUAAUUUGAGUUGAAGUUAGUUUUGAGGACAAUAUUAGAAUGAUUUUAUUAUUAUUAAAAUAAUGAGUAAAAAGGAGAAAAUAAAAUGAUUUUUUAAAUGAAAAUUUGAAAAAGAACUUGAGAAAUUAUUGAAAUACGUACGUAAACAGUAUCAUUUGGAUCAUACAUUUUUAGUUUUAGUUUAAUUAUACAACUAGAGUCAAUAUUUAUAUAUAAUUAUAUUUUUAAAUUAAAAUUUUAUGGUUUGAUAAUAUUUUAUAUUUCAAUGCGCAAUCAAAUUGUAUUUUUUUCGUUUGGUUCCGAUGUAGUUGUGGGUUUGAAAUUGGUUUGAGUUUUAUUAUUUUAAUUUGGUCCAAGUUCAAUUUGAGCACAUGGGUCUAAAUAAGGAUAAGAAAUUUUUGAUUUUGAUUCUAAUUUAGAUAGCUAUAUUUUUGGUUAAAUUUUCUCGUUUUUAUUUUUUGUUAUUACAUGUCUUUAUAUUUUAAAUAUGUUUAGUAAAUCUGUAUAUCUCAGAUUACCAAAUCAAAAACAUAUAUGCUAAUUUCGUACUUCUAUGUGAUCAAAGUAAAUUGUAUAUUUAAUAGUUACGAUUAGAACAUACUAAUAUAAUUUUGAAAUAGUAUAUUUUUUAAAAUUAAAAUAUAAGACAUAUAUUUUAUAAAAAUUAUCAAUAUGUUACCGUUAUAUUCUUAAAAUCAUAACACACUGUAAUACUCUAUUAGAAUAAAUCCUAAAUCGUUUUUGAUUAAAAAUCAAACUCUCUCUCUCUAUAUAUAUAUAUAUAUAUAUAUAUUACUUUUAGCUGUACAAUAUUUCAGUACUUCAUAUCUAAUAUAUUUUAGGGUUUUAAAUUUUCCGUGUUUAUGAUAUUUAUUUACUUUGUUUGUCAGUAUUUUCAUUUUAUAUAAAUUUAUAUUGAAUAAAGUAAUAUUUAUGUAAACAUUUAUUAAAAUGAUUAAUUUUAGUGCAGUUUUUUGUUUAAUAUCUAGAUAGAAAAAGUCCCUAAUAAUAUAAUAAUAAUCAUGCAUUUUUUUAAAUGUAAAUGUGAAAACAAAUAAUGAUAAUUUAAUAUACUAUAAAUUAGAUAACUGCUUGCGAUUAAACCACCCAAGCAAAACCAACAUCAUACCAUGAUGACAAUUUACAAACCAACAUCAUCUAUGCGUACAAACUACAGAGACGGACAAAGUUCAAAGUGAAAUGAGAUGUGUAACUAUAGCCUUAGAGAAUUAGAGUUGGAGCAUGUUCUUGAUCUCCAAUUUUAUUUCCCUUUUUAUAUAUUGUGACGAAACCAACAGAAUCUACAUUAAUUAAAUCGAACCAAAGUUGAAAUUAAAAUGGCUACCCAAACUAAAAACCAAACCGGUCGUAAAUAUACGUCUUGUUCAAACAAACAUGGAAGUAUUGAUUCUCUCCUCCAACCUAGAAGAUUUUUUCAAAUACAUACUAAACACACACAAAAUCCCAUAAAUAAUCGUCUCUAAUAAGAAAAUUAUAAAGAUUACACAUAAGACCAAAAAUUAUCACACCAAACGAUUGAUAAUUUGUGACAUUGUUGAUUUUGUAUCCAUGAGAUCAUAAGCAGAGACUCCACUUUUGGCUUGGUUUCUUUCUACGAUUUUCCAUUCUCUAAUCUUUGCCAAAUUCUUCUCCACCUAUAUCAUACGUGCUUCUAGAGUCAAUGCUAGCUCCUCUAUUGCAAUAUAUAUUUGCUUCAAACUUUCAUCAUCAUCAUCAUCUUCCUUCUCAUUGGAUCUCUGGUUUUCUCCACCUUGAUGAACAAAACACUAUGUUUCCUUGUUUCCAUCAGCGACUGUAGUCUUCUUUUUCUCAGCCUUGAUUCCAUUUACAUCAAGCUCAUAAUCACAGUUUUGUCUUGUCUGAGAAUGGUGAUACAACAGUGUCAACUACUCCAUUAGCAGCGAAAGGAGGAUCUGAGAGUAGUUUUCAGUAGCUUGGCUCAGAACCGUGGUCUUUAUGAUCUUCUUCUUCCUCUUCUUCUUCUUCUUCUUCUUCUUCUUCUUUAGGAGUAACACAAACCUAAGCAUUUUGUCAUCAGUGCAAGGAUCCAAGUUUGUCUGAUAAUGUCAAUCUUCUUAGUCUUGCUUGUGGCCCCAACACCAAACGUGCCCAAUUUAAGUCGUUGUGUCUUGAAACCAAGUUUUGAACUUCUGAAAUUAUUUUAUGCAAGGAACCAAGUAAGAGUUCCAUAUGAUAUGGAUUCUAAAAAUAGUUCAUGAGAGAGAUUCCCACCAAGUGUAAGAAAGAUGCAUGGGAUCAUGGAGUCCCUGAACUCAAAGUUUACAGUUAAUUAUUAACUUAUACAAACAACUCAGCUGCAAUUGCAAAUACAUUCACCAAAGAUCUGAGCAGAUAAUUAGUAAGAAUCCGCUAAAAAUAUGAUAUACUUUAAAUUAUCUGAAGCAUGUAACACAGUUCAAUCAUUCACACACAUGAAAAUGCAUACUUUAAAGCACAAUGAAAAAAUCUUUAAAACUAAGUAUCUUCUCUUUGUCUGAUGAACGAAUUGAACUACUAAAUUCGACAAUUCUUGAAGGACUAUGACACAAGACAUCAAAGAACAUGAUUAUUUGAUAAAGAACUUAUGAAAACACAGAAGAGUAUUGAUGAAAUUACAUAUGUAGUCUUUGUACUCUGGAACAACAUAAGAGUCUGAAAGUAGAAAGAGGUCAACAUAAAGUCGUAAUAGUCUAAAUUAAUUUGACGCAAACAAAUGGAUAAACAAUCAAUCUCACCCAACAAAAAGGAGCACCGAUAAGAACUCGGAUCAUCACUUUUUAAAAAUUCGAUUAAUGUGCCAUAAAGAUUUGCAUCAAAUAUGUCCACAAAAGAAUCAACGAAAACUAAGAGAUUUGGGGUAGCUCCUCGAUCAUAGACAAGAAAUGCAAAUACCUUUAAGGAAAAGGAGAUGACACCUGAAGAAUUAAACGCGAAGAAGAAGAUUUUUUUAGGGUUUAUGUAAAAGUUAUGAAAUAAAGCUUUACUUUUAUAAUGGUAUAUUUCGUGGUUAGUUUGAUUUAAAUAUAUUUGUCAUCAUAAAAGAUUGUAUAAGAAUUAUAUCUUUAUAUUUAGUCACAACCUUUUGAAUAAGUCCAAAAUUAAAAGAUGCCACGGUAAAUUUCAAAUAGAAAUCUGUUUUAACAGAUUAGAUUCAACUAUAUUACAUUAUUAAACAAACCCUAGCUUUUAUUCUAGAUUACAUCAUCUUAUUGGAAUAAUUAUUAAGAUCUUUAUUUGAUCUGUAUAAGCGUCAAUGUGUUUGCGUGAUCAAAUGAGACAGAGAUCUCAGUGAUCUAAAAUGUAUUGCUCUCUUGAUUGUGGUUUCCACAGGUUGCACCACUACCAAAGAGCUGGGAAUUGUUAUGUGUUCUCUAGGACAAAACCCAACAGAGGCCGAGCUACAAGACGUGUGAUCAACGAGUCGACGCAGAUGGAAACGGCACCAUCGACUUAAUGUCACAAUGGGGGACAUGGCGAAAGAAAAUAACAAGCUGCACGAUGAAUUUGCAUCUACUUUCGCCACACCGAAUGCUAACUUUGUCACUAGGACUAAUGAACUUCACUCAGCUGUCAAUGACUCGCUGAUGCAAGACCGUGAGAACAAAGAAGCAACGGAUGCUAUAGUGACAACUUCAAUGAAGCAGGUCACGUUAUUGCAAGAGAAGCAUGGACAAGCUGUAUCAAACAUUAGAGACAAAGCAGAACAGUCUCUCAUAAAAGACUAUCAGGUUGAUCAGCGCAUGAACGAGACGCCAGAGAAACUAGCUAUAAUCGUGCCAAGCUUGGCGUCAAUUGAGGAGAUGAGGACUUUGUCUCCGAAGAAUAUUCUCAGUGAAGAUGCCUCAAGCAUGGAGAAAAGAUCAGCUAUACAGGGACAAGACGAAGCUAACAACAGAGCUCCAUUCUUGAAAGUAAACAUAUGAUUGAUUUGAUAAAAGAGGUGCCCGCUCUGGCAGUUGAGUUCAUCAACUGGAUGAGUCUAGCAGAGUAUGAGUGUGUAAAGGUGAUAUGAUUGUAGUACGCAAGCUUAUUUUGUUCUGGAUUAGUUUGUUGCCUAUGGACCGGUUCAAUUUGGUUAAUCUUCU